AUGCUUCACGUUGGCAUUAGCAAGUUUUUGUUGUUCUUCAACGUGAGAAAUAGCCUUAGUACACUUAGUCAUUACAAACGUCGCGCUCGCAAGUUCUUCAUUUAUGUCCAAGAUUAUGAUGAAAAUGACCCCAAAACCCAUGACGGCUUCGACUUGACAAGGGUCACUACAAGAGAACUCGUUUCGAAAUAUGGUCUUGAUGACAAAACUUUGGACUUCAUUGGCCAUGCAAUAGCUCUUCAUAGGGAUGAUCGUUACUUAAAUGAACCUGCACUGGACACCGUGAAAAGAAUGAAGCUUUAUGCCGAGUCUGUUGCCCGUUUCCAAGGAGGAUCCCCAUACAUUUAUCCUUUAUAUGGAUUAGGAGAGCUUCCUCAGGCAUUUGCUCGGCUCAGUGCAGUUUAUGGCGGGACAUGUAUGUUAAAUAAACCUGAGUGCAAGGUUGAGUUCAAUGAGGAAGGAAAAGUUAUUGGUGUUACUUCUGAAGGCGAAACUGCGAGAUGCAAAAAAGUUGUAUGUGAUCCGUCGUACUUGCCGAACAAGGUUCGAAAGGUUGGAAAGGUUGCAAGAGCAAUUGCCAUCAUGAGCCAUCCAAUUCCCAACACCAAUGAUUCCCAUUCAGUGCAGGUUAUCCUGCCACAGAAGCAGUUGGGUCGCAUAUCAGACAUGUAUCUCUUCUGUUGUUCUUACUCUCACAAUGUUGCUCCAAAAGGAAAAUUUAUUGCAUUUGUAUCGACCGAGGCAGAGACUGAUAAUCCCGAGACUGAGCUGAAGCCUGGAACUGACCUUCUUGGGCCUGUUGACGAGAUAUUCUAUGAUAUGUAUGACAGAUAUGAGCCAGUCAACGAGCCCACUUUGGACAAUUGCUUUAUAUCAACAAGUUACGACGCUACAACACACUUUGAGUCCACAGUGAUAGAUGUGCUGAACAUGUAUACCCUGAUAACUGGGAAGGUUGUGGACCUGAGUGUGGACUUGAGUGCUGCAAGUGCUGCGGAAGAAUGAGGAGCACUCCACUCCUUUUGGCAUUGAUUGAUAUGUAAGUUAAUCCUUUUUUUUUUUUUUUAAUCAAAUCAAACUAGCCUACAAAUGCUAAAAGUUGUAAACACCAACACAAGGGGAGCUGGAUUGUCUUGAGUUGUAUCAUUUUUCUUUUUCAUCCAUGGACAUGUUACGAAUGUUGUUUGAAAAUGUUGGUUGUCACGGAACAUGUGUAGAUUUCAGACGUUAUGAUCGAUGAUAAUUUCUAGCCUUGCAGCUUGGCAACCCUUUUUUUA
Molecule: messenger RNA, 1277 nt
Organism: Morus notabilis
Lineage: Eukaryota; Viridiplantae; Streptophyta; Magnoliopsida; Rosales; Moraceae
Product: guanosine nucleotide diphosphate dissociation inhibitor 2
Exons: 10
Coding region: 1-1005 (334 amino acids)
Biological process (GO): protein transport; small GTPase-mediated signal transduction; vesicle-mediated transport
Cellular component (GO): cytoplasm
Molecular function (GO): Rab GDP-dissociation inhibitor activity
Source: RefSeq, a predicted model, not a curated record